Messenger RNA from Penicillium oxalicum, 1206 nucleotides. RefSeq lists its product as uncharacterized. The record is from RefSeq and is a predicted model, not a curated record. Gene Ontology annotation, molecular function: zinc ion binding; ubiquitin protein ligase activity. Lineage: Eukaryota; Fungi; Ascomycota; Eurotiomycetes; Eurotiales; Aspergillaceae. The coding region runs from base 1 to 1206 and encodes 401 amino acids. The transcript has 6 exons.
AUGGACAUGUCACGAUUCGAGGCUGAGGAGAAACGUGCAGCCGUAUCCAUCACACCUUCGUCAAAUGCGAGUAGUCAUACUGAGCAAAGAUCAAUCCCCACACGGGCAAACCGAAUCACUCGAUCUUCUAAAAGAGCUCUUUUGGAGCAAAACUGCGUGGCUUCUGCCGGCUCUAGCUCCACUCCCAGCGCUGGCGCGGAAACUACGUCCAAGUUCGCACAAAGAAGCCCAACGAAACCCCCAAAACGGAAAAGCAACGCACCGCAUGAGCAUCGAGAUCAUGAAGCACCAUUGAGUUGUAUAGAUGUGGAAUCCCAGUCAUCUCCUUCUACGGGUCUUUCUCCAUCGAAACGAGCCCGUUUGGUCCCCGAUGUGGUUGUGGAGUAUCAUGGCAUGGAGCGUCGGCCUCGCCCAUGGCGAAAUUCACCACCAGAGGCCUACCGUCACAGAAUAGAAAGAAUCAACCGAUCUCGUAUGUUCAUUGUGGGCCAACAAGUGUGUGAAACGGAUGACCUUCUCGAGUUCUACUUCCAUGUUGUGGGAUCAACCGGCAACAUAUACACUGUCAAAAUUGGGAAGCUGCCCUCCUGUAAUUGCCCAGAUGCCAAAUUCCGAGGUCGUGGGGAGUGCAAGCACAUCAUUUAUGUGCUUUUGAAAGCACUCAACGCACGCCCAGAGCUGCGUUACCAGAUUUCCUUUGUACCCUCGAUCUUGGCCUUAACGACUUUUGAUGUUUCAAAGGAGCUUCGAGAGAUGUACGAAGGCUCUCUCAUGAGCAUUUUUGAGGAGCAUGGCAUACCAGAUCAAGAUCAUGAAGGCAAACGCAGACCUCUUGACGGUGCCUGUCCUGUCUGCUUCGCAGGUUUCAGCCCUAGAGACAAAACCGUUUGGUGCCAAACCGGGUGUGGAAACAAUGUCCACAAGGCCUGCUUCGAGCAGUGGGCCCGAACAUCACGCUCCUCCCAAGGCUCCGUUCGCUGCAUCUACUGCCGAAUCGAAUGGCCGGCUCCUGGAUCCGAUCCCAAGGUCGAGAAACUCCGCCAGAGUGGGACUAUAGGGCCAGGAGGCUACGUCAAUGUCGCGGAGCAAUUUGGAUUGUUGCCAAAGCGCGUCACCAGACUGAGCAUUGCAUCCAGUUCCCAUGUUACCUUGGGCUUGAAGUACUUUCGCUUGCCCAAUGAGGACGACUAUGGGCCAUGGUGGUAA